Messenger RNA from Halichondria panicea, 1124 nucleotides. RefSeq lists its product as uncharacterized. The transcript has 7 exons. NCBI's taxonomy places the organism in Eukaryota, Metazoa, Porifera, Demospongiae, Suberitida, Halichondriidae. The record is from RefSeq and is a predicted model, not a curated record. Gene Ontology annotation, molecular function: hydrolase activity. Bases 88 to 969 code for a protein of 293 amino acids.
AUAAUCAUAGAUCAUUGUUUACUGGUAAAGGUCAAUCGAUUACAGAUCACCACUAAAGCCAUCUUGCUUUUUCACUGGGACAAAAUCAUGGAGAUCAUUGACACACACAUGCAUUUGUGGACUCCUGAAACUCACCCUUGGGUCUUGGACUUCAAAGAUGGUGGUCACCCAGCAGGAAAGUGGGAGUCUGUCCUUACUUACCUGACGGAUGACUACAAAAAGGACACAGAGGGUCACAAUGUGGUGCAGUGUGUGCAUGUGGAGGCUGUGUUUCCAGGAGAUCCUGUCGGGGAAACCAUAUGGCUAAAUGGACUAGCAGACAGUACUGGGAUACCAACUGCUAUUGUGGGCUACUGUGACCUGUCUUCCCCUGAUGCUGAAGACAUUCUCAAGCGACACAGUGAGCACAAGAGAAUGAGAGGAAUUAGAAACAUGCUAAACUUCCACAAAACACACCCUGAGUAUAGUGCCGUGUCUCACGAUGACUACCUCACUGACCCAAAUUGGAUCAGAGGAUUUGCUCUCCUUGAGAAAUACAACCUCUCCUUUGAACUCCACAUACUAUGUGGCCAAAUGCAGAGGGCUGCGGCAGUGAUGAGGGAUCACCCUGGAGUGAUGGUGAUGGUGGAUCAUUGCGGGGUCCCUUAUGAGAAAACCCCUGAGUCAAUGAAACUUUGGAGGGAAGGUUUGCAAGAGUUGGCGAAGUACCCUAAUGUGUAUGCUAAGGUGUCUGGGAUGUUUGCUACUGACCCAAAGUGGAGCCAGCAGUCCAUAGAAGAUGUGGUGAAGCCAGUACUAGAGAUAUUUGGAAUCGAUAGAUGUGUGUUUGCUAGCAACUUUCCAGUGGACAAAAUAAAUGGGACCUUUCAGCAGCUGCUUAGUGCUCUGGAGCCUAUCCUCAGUGCCUACUCAAAAGAAGAUCAACAAAAGUUCUACGCUGGGAAUGCAAGAAAGUUUUACAAACUGUAGAGAAUCAGAACUUCUGAUUUUUUUAGUGAUAUAGGUAUAAAAAAAUGUGAUGUAUAUAUCUGCUUUUUGGUGCUUUCCCCCAAUCCACUAGUGGUCUUUAUAUUUUUUGUGGUGUAGUUUCUAGAGGUCUCAAACCAGCUCACUUUAUAACACAA